AUGGACCAAAAAAUUGAUUGGGAUAAUGUACCAGACGAUGAAAUUCAUGAAACAUUAGUUGAAAGAAUAGUAGGAUUAUCAGAGUUUUGUCCAGAUGUUGUUAAUAAAGCAGUUAGUAAAGCAUUUAACACCACUAGAAGUUUAGUGAAAGGAGCAUUUUAUUAUGGAAGUAAUGGUAUCUGGAUUCUUACUACAUCAUUUGUUAUAGUGGCUCUUCCAUUUGCUGUUGUUAAAGAACUACAUGAACUUGAAAAAUCCGAGCAACAUGCACGUCAAGCCAUGCUUCUUGGUCCCCAAAAACAGCAGCUUCAAAAAUAA
Messenger RNA from Strongyloides ratti, 318 nucleotides. RefSeq names its product Mitochondrial import receptor subunit TOM22 homolog. Gene Ontology annotation, cellular component: mitochondrial outer membrane. The coding region runs from base 1 to 318 and encodes 105 amino acids. Lineage: Eukaryota; Metazoa; Nematoda; Chromadorea; Rhabditida; Strongyloididae. The record is from RefSeq and is a predicted model, not a curated record. Gene Ontology annotation, biological process: intracellular protein transport. The transcript has 2 exons.